UUAAGUAAAAAAAUAUAAUAAUAUAUAGAAAUAAUAAUUCUUAAAGAUAUUUCCACACUUGUGGUUAACCACUAAAACAUACAAAUAUUUUGAAACCGAACCAAAAAUUAACCAAAAUGUUUUGGUUUACAAGGUCAAGAUCAAGCGGUCGAAAUAUGAUCAAAUAUAUACCUUGUCUACAAAAUAUAGAAUAUAUUCCUGAGUCCUAAAUUCCAAAUACUUACUUAGUUUGUGGGUGAUGGUAUAAUCUAUAACUCUGACUACAUUUGCCUUUAAAUUUUUUAUGUAUUUAUCAUAUUCCUCGGUCAACAUUGUCUAUAUAUGUUAUUGACUCUUAAGUAAAAAAAUAUAAUAAUAUAUAGAAAUAAUAAUUCUUAAAGAUAUUUCCACACUUGUGGUUAACCACUAAAACAUACAAAUAUUUUGAAACCGAACCAAAAAUUAACCAAAAUGUUUUGGUUUACAAGGUCAAGAUCAAGCGGUCGAAAUAUGAUUACUUUUUGUUAUCGCUUCUUGAGAAAUUAACCAUUCGAUCAAAAACUAACUAAAAUAUAUAUGACUUAGAAUUUUUUCCUUAUAAAAUUUUUUGUUUUUAACUAUUAAAAAUAUAAAACUGUCGUGAUACGCAAAUUAGUAUAGUCUGGUAUAUACCAUCUACUAAUUUGAUAUUUCAGUUACAGUAAAUUUAUUAUAAACUAUAAUUUAGUAUUGUGGGAGACGGAUUUGACAUCUUUUAACUUGUCUUAACUGAAAUUAACAAAUUGAAAACAAGAAAAAUUUCUAGAAUAAAUGAAACCCACAAAGUAAGCAAAAUCUAUUGAAAAUUAAUAAACCUACGUGCAACUAAAUAAAAAUAAAUAAAUAAAUUCAAAAAAGCCUCGGCGGUAUUAUUCAAUCAAUGAUUUAAAAUCAAUUGUCAAGUAUUUCAAUCAAUUAAACUUUAUUUAAACGUUAUUUUUAGUUAAUGAAUUCUAAACCUUUGCAGUAUAAUUUGGAUUUAGAUUUGAAUUCUAAAAUUUUUGCAGUAUAAAUUAUAAAAAAAAAAUUAUUGUCUAAAUGGAUCGUCUAAUAGAUGAAUUCACUAUUUUAUGAAAAUCGUCGAAUUUAGAUUUAGUUAACGAUAAAAAUCUCUAAAAUAUUUUAAUCAUUAACUAAAAUAUUUAUUAUAUAGUAAAAUAUAAACACAGUUGUGUUAAAAGAAAUUAUUUUAAGCAUCAUUAUAUUUAAAUUAGUAAAAUAUAAUAUAAUAUAAUAUACUGAAUUUAUAUUUAACAAAAAUAAUAUUCUUAAUUCUCUUGAUAUAUUUUCAAAUACAGGAAAACCCGGAUCUUAUUUUUUCAUUAGUUUUUGUUAUUGUUUUGAUAAAACCGAACCGAUGUAUACACCUCUCAUAAAAUAAGAAAGAAAGAAAGAAAAAAAAUAGAAAUCUCUUUAGACAUUUUGGAUGAAGAAAGUUUGACCAUAUAAAUUGUUACCAAAAUAAAAUUGUUGAAUUUUACUAUAAGAACACCAACUCUCUCCUAUGCAGCACCACACAUAUGUUCCUUUUCAUCAUAAUUUUCAGCUAGCUUUCUCUGAAGAAAAGGUUUCUUCUUUACAUCUAUAUGUUUUUUUCUGUCAAACUUUAAUUUAUAUUGAUUGAAGAGAGGAUACUAGAUCACUGUACAAAGGGUUAAAAAACCAUGCAGGUGGAUACAAUUUCGAAGUAUGAUAAAUAAGAUUUGGAGGACCUACUUUAGCUACUAAAUGGGCUGGUUCACGUUCUUCUUCUAGUAUAGUUAAACAAACAAUUUUUUAAUUUUUGACUCCAGACAUAAAUAUCUUUAUGUUUUCGAUUACAACAUUCCAGCAUGAUCUAUUAACAAUUUUGUCUCCUUAAAAAAUGGUUGAUCUUUACAUCUAUAUGUAACUAAGUAAACUAUAUAUUCAAUAAUGAGUGAUUGUGUGUGUUCUUUUUGUUUUAGGUUGUGUGUGUUUCUUGACAUCUCAGGGUUUUCUCCCACAAAAAUGAGUGAUUGGAGUGGAAACUCCAUAGAAAUUUGGAAUCCCCCCAAAAUGAGUGAUUGCGAUGGAAUAGUACGAGCGAUGCUGGAGCAAACCGACAAUGGUCUUAAUUCGAUCAGCCAGAUCUUCCCUAAAACCAACUUAUCCACUAAUCAUCAGUCCGAACAAAGAUCUAGUCUCGGCGAAAGAGUAACUUCAAGAAUACGAUUUAAUGUUCCACCGCUCGAGACAGAGAACAUCAUGAGUCCAUUUGCUGUUUCUAGAAGCCAGACUAAUGUCCCUUCUCCUCUCAUCGCAGUCUCUCCAGGAUUUAGCCCAUCUGCAUUGUUGCAGUCUCCAAAAAAGUUCUCAAAUUCUUUUUCACAGCAUAUCAUUCAGUCUCGAGUCGCCAAUGACGGGCCUCCGGAGAUGGUGGAAAGUUCUGGUGGCGACUAUGCAACCACGACGAUAUUCAACAACGAUGUUCCCCAUCAACCGAUGAACUUUGAUCAUAUGCCUCAUCACGAAGGCUUUUAUGAUAUUCCAACCGAACAGUCUGUUUAUGUCCCAUCUCAUGAAUCUCAUGCUGAUCUCAUUGGUGCACCUUUAGUCACUUCUUUUGAAUCUGAUGAAGUUGCCAAUGAAACCGAUAUCAUGAACAUCAUCUCCCUCGACAGCGAAGACGAGGACGAAGAUUACAAGGAGGACGAAGAAUACAAGGAAGACGAAAAUGUAGAUGAAGAAGAUGACAGUGUUGAUGAGCUUCCACCUCGAAAGAGAAGGAAAUAUGAGGUAUCAGACAUGUUCGGAGCCAAAAGAACAAGAAAGGACGAAAGGGUUAUACUUCGGAUGGAAUGCGAAGAAGACAAUCCUGACGAUGGUUAUCAGUGGAGAAAAUACGGUCGGAAAAUUGUCAAUGGGAAUUCAAAUCCGAGGAGUUACUACAAAUGCACAUACGGUGGGUGCAAUGUGAAGAAACAUGUGGAGAGAGGAGCAGAUGAUGUGAAGUUACUGGUAGUCACAUACGAUGGGAAGCACAAUCACCCAAUACCAACUGGACGCAGUAGCAAUAGAUCCGGUCCAAGAAACCGUUCCGGCUUUUCAGUGUCUCAAACCCCUCGGUUAGGCAGGCUUCCUUCUUCCUCUUCGGCCUGUCAGUAUUGCUAUUCUUCUUUGGAGCCACACCCUGAUAUGGCAUUGCUCUAUAUGACUGGACUCUCUAAGCUGCAGAGUUUUCCGGUUAACCAUAAUCAUGGUUUUAUGUACCGGCAUGAUGAACCGAUUAUUGAUCGUGUGAUACCCGACGGUACAGAGGUGUACAAUGGGAUGAAGGAUCGACUAUUGCCUAACUUUGGUUUCAACUUUUAG
Molecule: messenger RNA, 3351 nt
Organism: Brassica napus (rape)
Lineage: Eukaryota; Viridiplantae; Streptophyta; Magnoliopsida; Brassicales; Brassicaceae
Product: probable WRKY transcription factor 10
Exons: 5
Coding region: 1933-3351 (472 amino acids)
Biological process (GO): regulation of DNA-templated transcription
Molecular function (GO): sequence-specific DNA binding; DNA-binding transcription factor activity
Source: RefSeq, a predicted model, not a curated record